AUCUAUUAUCAAUUUAUUAUUGUUAAAUAAGCAAUUAAUAAUUGUGAGUAAUAGGUAUUAAUUUAAUUUUACGAUUUGUACAUAAUAUUUUCUUAAAAACAAGAAUACCUAUGACCAAGUAUAUGUCUUAAUUCAAUCAAGCGCAGUAAUUUUGAAAGUUACAACUUGUGUGGCAUAGUCACAAAAUAUGAUACUGUUCAACAGUCUAUAUGCACUCGUGGUUCGUCGGUAAUAUUGUGCAUUUUUGACAAUCACACCAAUUAUUUAUUUGAAGCAAUGAUCUACCAAAGCAUUGGCUAAAUUCAUUAUGGUUAGUAUUAAAAGAAUCAUAGUCAUCGCAGAAAUCUAAUUUCGUUGGUUCAAAUUGAUUUGAUAUUGUGAUGAAUAUGGAUGAAAAUAAUAAAACAAAAAUGCCAUUUACCAUAGUGCCUAUCACUAAUAACGAUAAUCAGAAUGUGAUGAAUUCCAUAGAAAAAUAUUUUAUACGAGAUGAACCUUUGAAUGCAAGUGUGGAAUUAUUCAAAGAAAAAGAAUCAAUAAUAAAAUAUAAAGAUUUUUGCAGCAAUUAUUUUAAUAAUGGAUUAUCAUUUAUGGCAGUAUCUGAAAAUGGUGAAGUUAUGGGUGUCAUACUUAAUAACAUAAUGUGCAAAGAUCAUCAAUUAGAUCAGUACGGUGAUGAAAACUUUGUUUCAAAUUCAAGUUUUGAUGACAUCGAGGUUCUUUUGUAUAAAAUUCGACAAGAUGUUGAUCUAUAUGGGCAAUAUCCAAACGUAGAUCGGAUAAUGGAAUUAAAGCUUAUUUCAGUCAAUGAAGAGUACAGAGGACAAGGCGUUUGCAAAGCUCUCAUCAACAAAUCAAAAGAGUUGGCUUUAAUGUUGGGGUAUAAAAUGAUGUACGCCGAAUGCUCCAGUUAUUUUACAGCUAAAGCUAUGGAAAGAUCUGGAUUCCAAUGUAUAUAUUCAUUAUCUUAUUCGGAUUACGUGGACAAAUAUGGGAAAAUAGUAUUCAAUAAGGUACAGCCUCCUCAUGAUUGUAUCAAAGUACAAGUGUUGCAGCUCUAAAAUACUCAAUAUUUAUUUAUUAAUUACACAACGGGAUUAAACAACUAAAAAAAAUUAACAAUAAUGUAUCCAUUAAAUUAUUUUAAUAAUUCGAACUCACAAAACCAUUUUUGUGUUUUCCAUCGCACUCAACAUCCAUACCAAUAGCAACGACGUACACGAAUCCACUCGGUCCAUAAGUCUCUGACAUCCAUGUUUAUAUUCCUUAGUUUAUAAACACAUCACGUCAUAAAUAUAUAUAUGUGUUAUUAUUA
This is a messenger RNA of Myzus persicae (green peach aphid), 1315 nucleotides long. RefSeq names its product dopamine N-acetyltransferase-like. Gene Ontology annotation, molecular function: N-acetyltransferase activity. The transcript has 5 exons. The coding region runs from base 381 to 1061 and encodes 226 amino acids. NCBI's taxonomy places the organism in Eukaryota, Metazoa, Arthropoda, Insecta, Hemiptera, Aphididae. The record is from RefSeq and is a predicted model, not a curated record.